CAUUUCCAGAAAAUGGCUUUUUCGAUGGGAGCACAAACUCUGGCUGUUCCAGCAAAGCUAUUUUCGGAGAAUCGAGCUCGUCUGGUUGCCGCACUGAAAAAUAAGGUCAAAGCUGGUAGUGUUGUUUUGCUGAAAGGUGGCGAGGAACAAAAUAGAUACAACACAGAUUCAAUGGAUCUUCCAUUUCGACAGGAAUCGUAUUUUUUCUGGGCGUUUGGAGUACAUGAAAGUGAAUGCUUCGGUAUGAUAGAUAUCGAUUCUGGAAAGUCGCUGCUUUUCCCUCCGCGUCUUCAUCCUGAUUACGCCAUUUGGCAAGGAAGGUACCAUUCUUGA
This is a messenger RNA of Gongylonema pulchrum, 333 nucleotides long. The record is from the annotation of a GenBank genome assembly. NCBI's taxonomy places the organism in Eukaryota, Metazoa, Nematoda, Chromadorea, Rhabditida, Gongylonematidae.